Messenger RNA from Aspergillus ochraceoroseus IBT 24754, 2753 nucleotides. RefSeq lists its product as uncharacterized. The transcript has 6 exons. The coding region runs from base 390 to 2753 and encodes 787 amino acids. Gene Ontology annotation, molecular function: heme binding; iron ion binding; oxidoreductase activity, acting on paired donors, with incorporation or reduction of molecular oxygen. Lineage: Eukaryota; Fungi; Ascomycota; Eurotiomycetes; Eurotiales; Aspergillaceae. The record is from RefSeq and is a predicted model, not a curated record. Gene Ontology annotation, cellular component: membrane.
UCACUUGCCUACAUUUUGCUGUUACGAGGAAGGGUGAAGUGUCCAUUUUAUACGAAUAUGGCCGUACUUACUUUCUAACUUUAUUUCCCCUGAGAAAAGAAAAGAGAAAAAGGCAAACCCUCAGUUACAGUAUCUCAGGAAAUGCAACGUACAUCAUGGAGUAUAGCUGUCCGAUGUGAUGUGCCUUGACUUUCCGCAUCCGGACUCCCCAUCCGGGUCAAAGCCCUAGAUUUGAAGAUUCUAAGCUGUGAUUACGAUAGCCAUCCAGAACCUUGUUACUUUUUUUUCGUUAAAAAACCAAAUCAACCAUGGACCGACCGGGCCUCUUAGAACUUACACUGUCUGUGGAUGUGUUAUUUUGUUGACGAGGCGGACAGAGUGCAGUCAGGAUGAUCGCCCGUCGACAAGGUCGCUCACGGCGCCUGGUUGUCGUCUUACUUGGGAUUUCAACGCUUCUUGGUUUACUCUGGAUGGGAACGGGAUACAGCGAUGCUUCGAACGGGAGAGAAGAGGAAGCGUUGGAGACGAUCGCGGGGUCCCGACGGGUGACGAAAGUGUCCAUGCUAUACGGGGCCCGAAAUGUGCUCUAUGAACGAGCACUGCAAAGCCAUCGACGCCAUGCCGAGCGAUGGGGGUACGGGAUGGAUGUCCUGCAGCAGGAUAUCUCGGUGGGAUACUGGAAUAAACCGAGCUACUUGCUCUCGCUGGUCAUCGCUGAGCUCACCAAGCCGGGAUUAGACCGGGUUGAAUGGUUCAUGUGGGUGGACGCUGACUCGAUCAUAAUCAACCCGGCGAUACCCGUGGAAAUCUUUCUCCCGCCCUUCGAUGUCGACAGCAUCCAUAUAGUCGCCUCCAAGGACCACAAUGGACUGAACACGGGCGUCUUCUUCCUUCGCGUAAGCCAGUGGACCGUCAACAUGCUUAUCGAGGUAUUAGGCUACCCGGCCUACAACCCGGACGCUCAUCUAGGAUUCCAGGAAGAUCAAACUUCCAUGGCAGUAAUCCUCAACAAAACUACAGGCGGCCCGGACGGCAAGGGUUACCGAGACGGCCUGGUCUAUCUUCCGCGAACGUGGAUUAAUACCUACGAGUGGAAACACGCCUAUGAGGGCACCAAGGGCAACCUCCUGGUGCAUUUUCCCGGACUGGAAGACGAACGAUGGCCGCAUAUGUCCACAUGGCUGGAUAUUGUUGAGACUAAGCCCGAGGAGUGGGAGGUACCGCUGGAAGAAACCUGGUAUAUGCACGAGAGCCGUAGCUUCUGGGGGCGAAUCCGAGAAGCAAAGAAGGCUAUCUCAUCUUACGAGGCCCUCUCGAAGAUCACUUCCUCUUCGUCUAGAAACAGGGAACGGUUUGAAUUGGCCGCACGCGAGCUCGGAAAGGUUCUACACGAGACGCCAUUCGACGGAGAAUUGCUGCAACAACGCAUUGAUGACUGGAACCCUACCCUGCCUCCACUGGUCGUGUCCGUGUCCGCCGUUAUGCAGCCCAGCUACCUCGUGGGCAACUUGCCCUCCUUCCUGGUCAUCUUAGGCUUCAUAUACUUCCUCACACUAGCCUAUCGAGUCCACAAGAACCCGCUUUCCUCUCUCCCCGGCCCCCAAAUCACCAAAUGGACCGGCUUCAUCCUGAAAUGCUCUACCGUGCUCGGCCAGCGUCCUCGCUACGUCCACUCUCUCCACCAGAGAUACGGCCCCAUCGUCCGCGUGUCUCCAUCAGAAAUUCACGUCGCGGAUAUUCCCUCCGCCCGCGAAAUCCACCGCAUCGGAAGCGCAUACCAUAAAUCCCCAUGGUACCGGCUUCUCAACCGCAAGGACGGCGAGAGUAUCUUCAGCACCACCGACCCGGAGUUCCACCGCACGCAUCGACGCUUACUUUCCUCUCCGCUGUCGGACACGAACCUGCGCACUGUGAUGGAGCCGCUGGUGCGCGGGAAAGUGCAGCUGGCGAUGCGCCGGAUGGGAGAGGAAAUGCGUUCGCGGGCUGUGGUGGACAUCUACAAGUGGUUGUUUUUUAUGACGACGGAUAUCAUUGGGGAAUUGAGUUUUGGGGAUUCGUUUCGGAUGUUGGAGUUGGGGAAGAAAAACCAAUACAUCACCGACCUCGAAACCGUCGCAGCCGUGGGCGGCAUCCGCGCAACUUUCCCCUCAACCGUCAGUCUCGCCAGCGUGCUCCCGCUCUCCAUCUUCAAAGAAGUCGUCGAAAGCACAGACCGCAUGAUCUCGUACGCCGUCGACUCCGUCAACCGAUACAAAACGCAUCUCGAGCAGAACCCGGCCUCGGCGAACCCCACGCUGUUCACGAAACUGUACCACGCAAGCCAGCUCCACAAGGACAAGGAAGGCGAAAGGGAAUGUCUCUCGGACCAGGAAAUCUGCAACGACGCACAGUCGUUCAUUAUCGCGGGCAGCGACACCACAGCCGCAACGCUUACGUAUCUCAUCUGGUCCGUGUGCCGCGAGGAAGCGAUCCAGGCGGCCCUGGUAGCUGAAUUAAAGGGUGCCUUGGCCGGACCUGGAGCAGCGCAUACCGAGAUAAUAACCGAUACCCAGCUGCGGGACCUCCCCUAUAUGAACCGGGUGAUCACCGAGGCGUUGCGGCUUUAUCCUGCCGUGCCGUCUGCGCUGCCGAGGGUUGUGCCUGAAAAGGGCGCGACCAUGGCUGGGUACUGGAUCCCGGGCGGUGCGACUGUAAGUACGCAGUUGUAUACCUUGCAUCGGGAUCCGGAAGUCUUUGAGAAUCCCGAAAGGUAA